This is a messenger RNA of Equus caballus (horse), 7987 nucleotides long. The record is from RefSeq and is a predicted model, not a curated record. Lineage: Eukaryota; Metazoa; Chordata; Mammalia; Perissodactyla; Equidae.
AAAAAGCAGGAAAAAAAGAUGAAGAUUGGCAACAGUUGUUAGCUCAGGUGCCAGUCUUAAAAAAAAAAAAGCUUUUGUGAUGAAGGCAAAUAUGUACACACGUACAUCCUAAACACACAAGGGCGGCUCUAUCUUAGGGCAAACUUGCUAGCUAUGAAAGGAUUUAGGUAUAUAUAAAAUGCGAUAAAAUAUUUUGCGUAGAAGAGAUGAGCAAAGUCUACCCCUUUGUAAAUGUGCAUUACCAAGUCUUUAGGACCAGUCGGAAUUUGGCAAUGUCCUGGCCAUAGUUACAAGUGCUUAAAAAGGCCUUGGUUAAGCCAGCUAUCAUAACUUGACAUCUAAACUAUAGUGAUUGUUAUCUAAUGAAUGUCUAACUGUGAAUGACCAAUAAUAAAAUAAGAUAAUUAAUUGUAAGUAGUAAAAACUUUAUGCCCAUUAUAAUAAAUAAUAUAAAAUAAUAUUAUACCUGUUGUGAAAAUGUCCGCAGUUUGUAGAGAAGGUAAUGAGGGCUGAGCAUUUUCUAUGCAAAUAAUAGAGAAAUGGAAACUUUUGCAAGAAUAUAGUUCCUGUCCUAUGUGGUUUUCUCCUAGAGGCUUCCCAGCUUUAAAACUCCUUCUUGGUGACAUAAUAUUAGGUUCAAAAGAAGGGAGAAGUUAUGGAAAUUCUGAGUUUGAGGUUCUAGUGAAUUUAGGAAAGUUCAUUGGGUUGAAGUAGAACUUCAAAAACUAUGGGAAUCAAGUAGUAUGUUAGGUAAUGGGGUUACAGAUCAUUACAGAAAUAUAUAAGAAUAAUUUCAAGUAGAAAAAUGAACAAAGGAAGUUGCUUUUGAGGGCCUAGAACUUACAUACCUAAGUGGAAUUUGCUUUAGGUCUGAAAAUGAGGGGAAAUCCCUUCUUUUGACAAUUCAUCGAUAAUGUUAAAUUGCAUUCUUCUGCCCAUAAAAUGCAAACUGACUGUAUGGAAGCUGACAAGUGAAUUUUUUCCUAGACAUCAAAGUCUUUUAGGAAUUUUUGGCUGAUUUUCUUCUUUUGGUUUAGGAUGGUCACUUGAACUUUUUUCGGGGGAGGGGGCGGUGGAUGAGAUUCUCCUGUUCCAGUUUCCCUCCUAGCACAGAGGGUUAACUGGCCUCUUUAGGAAUGCAGUUGCUACUGCUUCCAUUCCCAUUUCCCUUGAUCUCAGCAUGGCUUUUGACACUGUCAACUGCACUAUCAUUUCAGAGUGCUUGAGGGAAUUUCCAUCCUUAAACACUCAAUUUUACAUCAAAAUAACCCUUGAAAAGCACAGUUUUGUAGGCAAAUAUUUUAUCUAAAUGGUUUUUUCAAGAAUACUGAAAAUUCCAUUUAGUUAAAACAAUAGCAUUAUCGAGGAAUGAUUAUUUGAAUUUAGCUUUGGAAGUGUUUUCCAUUUUAUCCAGCUACCAGGGGUGGUUUGGAAGGAGAUGUUUUGCCUCAAGUCUGUUGGGUUUGCCGUGAACAGAGAUGGCUGUGUGUAUGGGUAAGCACCUUCUGUCCUCCUGAAGUGAGCAACAUGGUGAGCCAGUAGAGCUUUGUUUUGAACUAGAACUUACCUGGCACUGUUGAGCUGUCGUGUCUUGUUGGCAUGAAAUUAGUUAUUUCUGUACCCAACACGGUGUUACUAUAUUAAUCUGUUAGGUAAUAUGGAUGAUGGAAUUUCUGAGCUAUCUGAUCAUUCUCCUGGUGAAUAUGCUCACAGACUGACUUUUUUCUUCUGAUAAGCUGGUUAAAGAGAGGUAUUUACAGCUAAAUCCUAGCUUUGAGCUCUAGGGCACCCCAACGUUUAAUUUCAAGGUUACGGUGUAAAUAGAGCUCUUAGUCUACGAUUAUUAGAAAACUGGUGCUAGCUUUUGUCCUUUAAAGUGUCCUUCCCUUGCACAUUAUGUUAAGCAUAUUAUUAAGACUUGCAACUGUUAUUUGACAAAUAUAACUACACUUACUCACCGUUUAUCCCUGUCUAGCGUAGAAGUUUGGAUUUUGCUUUAAAUGGCCUCUGGACUUGACAGCUCUUCUGCUCUCCUGGCUGUUCUCCCAAAAACCCUGUCUAAGCUCCAGCAAUCCUUGAAGUUAUAGGAGUAUGUGGAAAUGAGCAAACUUUACUCCCACACUGAACUCUGGCAUCCUAUUGUUGACCAUUCAGCAAACUGAGAGAUGGUGGUUGUGGUGUCUGUUUACAAGCAUUGAGAAAGGAGAAAUCCCGAGAUGCUGCUCGCUCCCGCCGGGGAAAAGAAAAUUUUGAGUUCUAUGAAUUGGCCAAGUUGUUGCCUCUUCCUGCAGCCAUCACUAGCCAGCUUGACAAGGCAUCCAUAAUUCGACUUACAAUUAGCUAUCUGAAAAUGAGGGACUUUGCUAACCAGGGGGACCCUCCGUGGAACUUGCGAAUGGAAGGCCCUCCCCCUAACACAUCAGUAAAAGGGAUACAAAUGUGGAAAUCUGAACUCUGCAUGAGAAAGACACCAUGUGAAGUUAUAGGUGCACAACGAAGGAGAAGCCCCAGUGCACUGGCCAUUGAAGUAUUUGAAGCACAUUUGGGAAGUCAUAUUUUGCAGGGGGAAGAUCAAGGGGAGAGUCUUGAUCCUCAUGAAUCAUCCUCAGGAGACAUCGUGCUUGAGUCUCUGGAUGGCUUUGUAUUUGCACUAAACCAAGAAGGAAAAUUUUUGUACAUUUCCGAAACAGUUUCCAUCUACCUAGGCCUCUCGCAAGUGGAGCUGACAGGCAGCAGUGUCUUUGACUAUGUCCACCCUGGGGACCACGUGGAGAUGGCAGAGCAGCUGGGCAUGAAGCUCCCGCCUGGGCGGGGUCUCCUCUCACAAGGAACCGCUGAGGACGGAGCCAGCUCAGCAUCUUCCUCCUCCCAGUCCGAGACACCCGAGCCAGUGGAGUCGACCAGCCCCAGUCUGCUAACCACUGACAACACCCUUGAGCGUUCCUUUUUCAUCCGAAUGAAAUCUACUCUGACCAAACGCGGUGUGCACAUCAAAUCAUCAGGAUAUAAGGUGAUUCACAUAACAGGCCGGCUACGACUGAGGGUGUCGCUGUCCCACGGGAGGACCGUCCCCAGCCAAAUCAUGGGUCUCGUGGUUGUGGCUCACGCCUUGCCUCCCCCUACGAUCAAUGAAGUCAGAAUUGACUGCCAUAUGUUCGUCACUCGAGUAAAUAUGGACCUCAAUAUCAUUUACUGUGAAAAUAGGAUUAGUGAUUAUAUGGAUCUGACCCCUGUAGACAUUGUAGGGAAGAGAUGCUACCACUUCAUCCACGCCGAAGACGUCGAGGGCAUCAGGCACAGUCACCUGGACUUGCUGAAUAAGGGCCAGUGUGUAACGAAGUACUACCGUUGGAUGCAGAAGAACGGAGGAUAUAUUUGGAUACAGUCCAGCGCCACCAUAGCUAUUAAUGCCAAGAAUGCCAACGAGAAGAAUAUCAUCUGGGUGAAUUAUCUUCUUAGCAAUCCCGAGUACAAGGACACACCCAUGGACAUCGCGCAGCUCCCCCACCUGCCAGAGAAAACGUCGGAAUCCUCGGAGACAUCCGACUCCGAAUCCGACUCUAAAGACACCUCAGGUAUUACAGAGGACAACGAGAACUCCAAGUCGGACGAGAAGGGGAACCAGUCUGAGAACAGCGAAGACCCGGAGCCCGACCGGAAGAAGUCGGGCAGCACGUGCGACAACGACAUGAACUGCAACGACGAGGGCCACAGCUCCAGCAACCCCGACAGCCGCGACAGCGACGACAGCUUCGAGCACUCGGACUUUGAGAACCCCAAGGCGGGCGAGGACGGCUUCGGCGCGCUGGGCCCCAUGCAGAUCAAGGUGGAGCGCUACGUGGAGAGCGAGUCGGACCUGCGGCUGCAGAACUGCGAGUCGCUCACGUCGGACAGCGCCAAGGACUCGGACAGCGCGGCCGAGGCGGGCGCGCAGGCCUCCAGCAAGCACCAGAAGCGCAAGAAGCGGCGGAAACGGCAGAAGGGCGGCAGCGCCAGCCGCCGGCGCCUGUCCAGCGCGUCGAGCCCCGGCGGCCUGGACGCGGGCCUGGUGGAGCCCCCGCGGCUGCUGUCCUCCCCCAACAGUGCCUCGGUGCUCAAGAUCAAGACGGAGAUCUCGGAACCCAUCAACUUCGACAACGACAGCAGCAUCUGGAACUACCCGCCCAACCGGGAGAUCUCCAGGAACGAGUCUCCCUACAGCAUGACCAAGCCCCCCAGCUCCGAGCACUUCCCGUCCCCGCAGGGCGGCGGCGGCAGCAGCGGCGGUGGCGGCGGCGGCGGCGGGGGGCUGCACGUGGCCAUCCCCGACUCGGUCCUCACCCCGCCAGGCGCCGAUGGCGCCGCCGCCCGCAAGACUCAGUUCAGCGCCUCGGCCACCGCGGCCCUGGCCCCCGUCGCCUCCGACCCGCUGUCGCCCCCGCUCUCGGCGUCCCCGCGGGACAAGCACCCCGGGAGCGGCGGCGGCGGCAGCAGCGGCCCCAGCGCGUCCAACUCCUUGCUGUACACUGGGGACCUGGAGGCGCUGCAGAGGUUGCAGGCGGGCAACGUCGUGCUCCCCCUGGUGCACAGGGUGACCGGGACCCUGGCGGCCACCAGCACGGCCGCGCAGAGGGUCUACACCACGGGCACCAUCCGCUACGCGCCCGCCGAGGUGACCCUGGCCAUGCAGGGCAACCUGCUGCCCAACGCGCACGCUGUUAACUUCGUGGACGUUAACAGCCCCGGCUUCGGCCUCGACCCCAAGACGCCCAUGGAGAUGCUCUACCACCACGUGCACCGGCUCAACAUGUCGGGACCGUUCGGCGGCGCCGUGAGCGCCGCCAGCCUGACGCAGAUGCCCGCCGGCAACGUGUUCACCACGGCCGAGGGACUCUUCUCCACGCUGCCCUUCCCCGUCUACAGCAACGGCAUCCACGCGGCACAGACUCUGGAGCGCAAGGAGGACUGAGCGCCCCCAGCGCGGGGCGGGUUCCGCUCGCGGGAGGCAUCGUCGGCGUUUUCGUUUAGACCUUUAAUUCUAGCACUUUGAAUUCGAGCAGGUCAGCGUCUUCUCUCCACACGGCGGUCCCCAUUCCAUCCCCUCUUUCUUUAACUUGACUUAUUCUUUCCUGUAAAGAUGUUUAUUUUUUGCCUUCAGAGGGUCAGAUGACCAAGUUGCCUGCCAUUUUGUCUUCUUCUGAGAUGUGUGUUGGGUUGUUUUGCUUUCCUUUGCAUCUUUAUUAAGAUGUCUUUAAUGUGUAUAUGCCUCUGCCAUAGAAUACUCAGUCUUGUGGUCAACAGAUUGCUCAAGUGACAACCAUUGGGUUUUCUUCAUAAAGAUCUUGAUGUGAUCAAGAUUGAAAGAGACAAGCAUAAACAAUGUGCCCUGUUUGACUAAGUCAAAUGAAAUGGGGUGGUUUUUUGUUUUUGUUCCUAAUUCCUUUAAAAAUAGGGGGAUAGUAUUUUAGAAUUUUAUGCAGAAUUUAAUUCUCUUUUUAUGGUUAAGAUUUUAAGAUUUUCUUACUUGCACAUAAAAAUAAUUUGGGUUCUUAAACUUAAUUUCUGGCCUGUGACUAGAAUGUUUAAAAAAAAAAAAGUUGGACUAAAUGUUAAUUACUGAAACAUUAACUUAAUUUCUAAAACCAUGGUGCUAUCAUUUAUUAAUCUGUGUUGUCUUCAUACAAAAUGCAGCUCCUGGGCUGGGUUUUGGGGAAAAAAAUGUGUUCUGUCCUGGUCUGGAGUCCGUUGCUGCAGUCUCCUUGGUUAGUUAAGAGAAAGCCCUCAUUAACGUUUGCUGCAGGACUUAAAAUGUUUUACCUCCCAACUAACAAACAUAGCCUCACAUUAAAUUUAAUGGGUCAGUAAAGCCCUUUUUAAAGGGGCUUUUGGAAAACUCAAUCAAACUGAUCUGAGGAGCAGUUUAGGUACAUACUGCAUUUAGUUGAGCUUUUUUUUUUUUCCUUUUCUCAGUCUAACUGAGGCUAAUUUUUGCAACUUCAAUAACACUUCAGAGUAAAAGAAGGAAAAAAAUAUUUAACGUGUUUUUGAUUUUUUUCAUUUCUUGCUAAAAAAGGUUGUAUUUGGGGGACUGAUUUGAUUUGAUGGCGUUUUUUUUUUCCCUUUGGUUCUCUUACUUCUAGGUCGAAACCAGUAAGGUUUAAAACUAAAGAAUGGGUUAAUAAGCUUCAAACAGAUAACUGCAACAGAAAACCGCACAUUAAGUAAAAAAAAAAAAAAAGAAAAAGAAAAAGAAAAAAAUAUCCUAUUUUGUCUUUGUUGCCAGAAAUCAGUGUAGUGUCAGACACUCCAAAUGACUGUCAAGUAUAAAUUCUUCUUCCACUCCAUUUUUGGCAGCUGUUUGUUAAGGCAUCUAAUAACAGAUGUGAGAACUGUAAUGUGUGCAAUGUGUACGUGUCCUUGGCUGUCAGUCCCAUCGCAGUUUCCAUGUGUGUUUCUAUAUGCAGUAUAUACUAAGCUAAUGUAGUUGUUUUGUCUUUUGUCUUCUCUGUGCUCGAUCUCUAGUCCGGAGUGGUACAGUCCCAUUCCUGCAGUCCUAGUGAAUCAGUGAUUCUUGGGGGUUAGUGAUUUUUGUGUGGUGGCCUUCCUCUGUAAUGUCACCCUAUGCUGCUUCUACUGUCUGUGAAUCUUCCGUUUCACUUUUUAAAAUUCCUGCUGUUGCUUUGCUGGUGUAUAUUCUCCCGACCUCUCCUUUCUUUCCUGCCCCCUCUCGUCUCCCCUUUUCCCUCCUCAUCUCUCCCUCUCCCCUCUUCUCCAAAACCUUUUUCAUUCUCAGAGAUAAAAAGACUCUUAACUAGCUCAAGGUUAAUGGAGCCAUUUUUCCCACAAUGGAAUUCUGGGUAUGACUCUUUCUUCUGGAGUGCGACACAAGCACUGAAGAAUAACGCUCAGAUCUAUUCAAUAAAUUGAUGCCAUAUAGCCUCAGUGGUUCACAUUCCCAGAGUCCCUUGUGCUCUACCUAAAAGCAGUGGGUGCUUUUCUUUGGUUUCCUUCCAGGUUGGCUGAUGGAGCAAUAUAUAAAGCAAUUACCAGUGAGACAGAAAAUUAUUUCAAAGGCCAACCGACAUUUUUUAAAAACAAAAGGGGAGGGGGUAAUGGAAUAUAGAAUUGUCGUAUAUUAUUUGUGUAUGCGUGCAAUGCUAAUCUAGUAACUCGGCUGUCCUUUGAACAUCACUGUGUUGAGUGGAUUCCUCUACGACCUUUGAUUCCAUGAGUUGGACCCAAACCACCGUGGAAUACUAACGAAAAGAAGAGAAAUGCCACAAAUGGUAAUAGUGAGCUUACUUGAAGGAUUUCAGUAGGUUUAGAAGGUGAAGAAGGCCAAUCAAGAAAUUUAAAGAUUAAUUUUGGAAGCUCUACUCUAGCUAUCGAACAAUCAAAGGAAUGCACCUAUCAGCUGCAAAGAACAGCUAGACAGCUGGUUUUUUUUUUCUUUUAUAAAUGUUUCUGUGUUGUGUCAAAAUGAUUUCUGGUGAUUUAAACUAACAGAUAAUCACAGCUGCUGUCUAAAUCCAUAGUGUUUAAAAUUACAAAAUGAAAAAAAAAACACUUCAUUACCUGUGAAGACUGUGUCUGUGUUUUUAACUAUUUCUUGUACAAAUAUAUGAAAACUUUUAUGAGGAGACUGGUGCCAAGUAGCUGAAUAAUGGGGAAAGGGAUAUUCUGUUCGUAAAAAUCUUAGCAGUGUUACCAACUCUACAGUAUAUAUAUAAAAAAAAUUAAAACGUUACAAAGCGACAGCUAUGGUACAUUUGUUUUGUGUGAAGCUAACCGGACCUAACUUCCUGAGUGCCUGGCUUAUUUUGAAACAUUUUUUUCAUUGACCAUUGAUAAUGCUGCAAAUCAGAAAUGUACAUACUUCAUUUACAACAGGGUUCUUUUUAUACUUUUGUAGAUUCUCAUACAUGUCACAUACAUGGUUGUCUUUAUGUAACUUAAUUUUUUCAUCUGCAGGUGCCAUUUUCAUAAUAAACUUCUCUUGGAUUUGUUA